AUGAAUUGGGUAAAUGACAGUGUCCCAUGGGAGUUCAUUUUGUUAGGUUUCUCAGAUCGACCAUGGCUAGAGCUUCCACUCUUUGUGAUGUUCCUGUUUUCCUAUAUUCUAACCAUCUUUGGCAAUCUGGCAAUAAUUGUUGUGUCACAUCUGGAUCCUAAACUCCAUACCCCCAUGUAUUUUUUCCUUACCAAUCUCUCACUCCUGGACCUCUGCUAUACUACAAGUACAGUUCCACAAAUGCUGGUGAACAUAUGCAGCAUCAGAAAGGUAAUUAGUUAUGGUGGCUGUGUGGCACAACUUUUCAUUUUCCUGGCCUUGGGUUCUACUGAAUGUCUUCUCCUGGCCGUCAUGUCCUUUGAUAGGUUUGUAGCUAUUUGUCGGCCGCUCCAUUACUCAGUUAUCAUGCACCAAAGGCUCUGUCUCCAGUUAGCAGCUGCAUCCUGGAUUAGUGGCUUUAGCAACUCAGUAUUGCAGUCCACCUGGACCCUUCAGAUGCCACUGUGCGGUCACAAAGAAGUGGAUCACUUCUUCUGUGAAGUCCCUGCACUGCUCAAGUUGUCCUGUGUUGACACGACAGCAAAUGAGGCUGAAUUGUUCUUCAUUAGUGUGCUAUUCCUUCUGAUACCUGUGACACUCAUCCUGAUAUCAUAUGCUUUUAUUGUCCAAGCAGUGUUGAGAAUACAAUCUGCUGAAGGUCGGCGAAAGGCAUUUGGGACAUGUGGCUCCCACCUAAUUGUGGUGUCACUUUUUUAUGGCACUGCUAUCUACAUGUAUCUGCAACCACCAUCCCCCGCCUCCAAAGACCGGGGAAAGAUGGUAUCUCUUUUCUAUGGGAUUAUCACACCCAUGUUGAAUCCUCUUAUCUACACACUUAGAAACAAAGAUGUAAAGGGAGCUUUUAAGAGGUUGAUUGCAAGGGUCUUAAUUAAAAAAUAA
Messenger RNA from Nycticebus coucang (slow loris), 939 nucleotides. RefSeq names its product olfactory receptor 2B2. Lineage: Eukaryota; Metazoa; Chordata; Mammalia; Primates; Lorisidae. The transcript has a single exon. Bases 1 to 939 code for a protein of 312 amino acids. Gene Ontology annotation, biological process: G protein-coupled receptor signaling pathway. The record is from RefSeq and is a predicted model, not a curated record. Gene Ontology annotation, molecular function: olfactory receptor activity; G protein-coupled receptor activity. Gene Ontology annotation, cellular component: membrane.